Molecule: messenger RNA, 3710 nt
Organism: Struthio camelus australis
Lineage: Eukaryota; Metazoa; Chordata; Aves; Struthioniformes; Struthionidae
Source: RefSeq, a predicted model, not a curated record
UACGGAUGUUUCUGCCUCUCGGAAUGGACCCUCUGCACCUCCCUUACUUAGGCAGUUACCUUAUUAUGGCGCUUGCAGCCAAUGCUGGGACAGGGUUUGCAGUGGCAGAGCCUCAAAUUGCCAUGUUCUGUGGGAAGCUAAAUAUGCAUGUGAAUAUCCAGACUGGGAAAUGGGAACCUGACACUUCUGGGACCAAGAGCUGUUUUGGAAGAAAGGAGGAGAUUCUGCAGUACUGCCAGGAGAUGUAUCCAGACCUUCAGAUUACGAACGUCGUGGAGGCCAACCAACCUGUCAGCAUCGACAGCUGGUGUAAGCGAGGGAAGAAGCAGUGCAAGGACCACACUCAUAUUGUUGUGCCCUACAAGUGCCUAGUGGGUGAGUUUGUAAGUGAUGUCCUGCUGGUUCCAGAAAAGUGCCGAUUCUUCCACAAGGAACGGAUGGAUGUGUGUGAAAGUCAUCAGCACUGGCGCACUGUAGCAAAAGAGGCCUGUCUGACGGAAGGGAUGAUCCUGCACAAUUAUGGCAUGCUGCUGCCCUGCGGAGUAGACCAGUUCCACGGCACUGAAUACGUAUGUUGCCCUCAGACAAAAGUUGUGGAUGAAGCACUUUCCAAAGAGGAAGAAGAUGAAGAUGAGGAUGAAGACUAUGACCUUUAUAAAAGUGAGUUCCCUACAGAGGCAGGUGUAGAAGACUUCACAGGGACAGCUGUGGAGGAAGAUGAGGAUGAAGAGGAUGAAGGGGAAGAGGAGGAGGAGGACGUGGUAGAAGAUCGUGAUUACUAUUAUGAUAGCUAUAAAGUAGACGAUUACAAUGAAGAGACCCCCACAGAGCCCAGCAAUGACAAGACUCCUUCCGAAAAAGAAGUCAGCAGCGAUAUGAAAUCUGUCUGCUCCCAGGAGGCGAUGACAGGGCCCUGCCGGGCUGUGAUGCCUCGUUGGUACUUCGACCCUAACAAGAGAAAGUGCAUUCGCUUUAUAUAUGGAGGCUGCGGAGGCAACAGGAACAAUUUUGAGUCAGAGGAGUAUUGUAUGGCUGUGUGUAAAAAGAUGAUGCCUACUGAUGAUGUAGAUGUCUACUUUGAGACCCCAGCUGAUGACAACGAGCAUGCCCGCUUCCAGAAGGCGAAGGAGCAGCUGGAGGUCAGACACCACAACCGCAUGGACCGGGUGAAGAAGGAAUGGGAGGAAGCAGAACACCAAGCCAAGAAUCUCCCCAAGGCAGAAAGACAGACUCUCAUUCAGCACUUCCAGGCAAUGGUUAAAUCUCUGGAGAAAGAGGCAGCAAGUGAGAAGCAGCAGCUUGUGGAAACUCACCUGGCGCGUGUGGAAGCCAUGCUGAAUGAUCGCCGUCGGAUUGCCCUGGAGAACUACCUGGCUGCCCUGCAAGCUGACCCGCCCCGGCCCUACCGCAUCCUGCAAGCUCUGAAGCGCUAUGUUCGUGCUGAGAACAAGGACCGACUGCACACCAUCCGCCAUUACCAGCAUGUCCUGGCAGUUGACCCAGAAAAGGCUGCGCAGAUGAAAUCUCAGGUGAUGACACAUCUCCAUGUGAUUGAGGAGCGAAUGAAUCAAAGCUUGUCCCUGCUCUACAAGGUGCCAUACGUGGCUGAAGAAAUCCAGGAUGAAAUUGAUGAGCUGCUUCAGGAGCAACGAGCAGACAUGGAUCAGUUCACAUCCUCCAUUUCUGAAUCCCAGGUGGAUGUCAGAGUGAGCUCUGAGGAAAGUGAAGAAAUUCCCCUAGAGGGCAAACCCUUCCGUCCGUUCCAGGUGAAAACCUUCCCAGCCUUGCCUGAAAAUGAAGAUCCUCAGCCGGAUUUGUACCAUCCAAUGAAAAAAGGUUCUGGCAUGACUGAGUUGGAUGGGCUGAUUGGCGCUGAAGAAAAAGUGAUUAACAGCAAGAACAAAGUGGAUGAAAAUGUGGUAAUUGAUGAAACCCUUGAUGUGAAAGAAAUGAUUUUCAAUGCGGAGCGUGUUGGCGGGCUGGUGGACGAGCCGGAUAAUGACAACGCCCUUCGUGAUGACUUCAGUUUCAGCAGCAGUGCCCUUAUUGGGCUCUUGGUGAUUGCUGUUGCCAUAGCUACUGUUAUAGUCAUCAGCUUGGUGAUGCUGAGGAAGCGGCAGUAUGGGACCAUCAGCCAUGGAAUUGUGGAGGUUGACCCAAUGCUUACUCCAGAGGAGCGGCAUCUGAGCAAGAUGCAAAACCAUGGCUACGAGAACCCCACUUACAAAUACCUGGAGCAGAUGCAGAUAUAAAAGAGAUGAAGAUGCAGCAGCCCUGAUCAGAAAAAGAGCAGGGCGGGAGGGCCAAAGUGGUCCAGCGUUUUGGAUCAACUACUGACCAACAGUUGCUUCAAGAGGACUUCAUCUUACAUUCAGAACUCCUGGAUCAUUAAGACUAUAAUUACUACUGUAGAGUUGCAAUUUCCAUUCUUUUAAAUGGGUGAAGAAAUGAUAAUAUAACAAUAUGAUAUAUAAAUCUCCUUAAAUGGGAAAAAUGGAUCUAUUGCAGAUAUUUGACUGAGAUGUAGUUUUCUUUUUUUUGUUGUUUUUUAAACUGAAAAAUACCAGUUCCGUUGUACUGUUGUCUGAUACAAGCUCUAUAUAUAUAAUGGGAAAUGUUGAUUUUUAUUUCCGAUAGACCACCUGUAUAUUGAGGGUUAUUUGUACCAGCCCGCCUUGUAAAAAGGAGACAGCUGUGGCUCUUCAGUCAUUCUGGCUUUUAUAUAUAAAGCAGUAUUUUUUUUUUCUUUCUUUCUUUUUUUAGUGAAUUUUGCUGGGAGUUGCAAAGAGAUUAAUUUAGGGUUAGGAACUCUGAAAGCAUAAGCAAGGAGAAAUUUGGAAUGAUAACUAACAAAAAUUCUUAUAACCCCCCCCCCCCCCCCCCCCCAAAAAAAAGGAGGAAAAAAAAAGAGAGAAAAAAACCAUCCGCAUAUGCCAGUGAUGUGCACCCUGCUGCUUAGCAGUCUGGGUUCUUGGAAUCAAGACUCCCUGGAGGCAAGGAGUUAAAAGGCUUCUAGCAUCUCUGUUUAUAGCUAUUCUAGUGGAAUGUUAGAACAUGGUUUGUGCAUACUGGGGUCUGCACAUUCCCCUUUCCAAUUCAGUUCUGCUCUAGAGUUGGAAGUUCCUGGUAAUGAAUUUAAAUCCUCCGAUCUGAACCAGUUUCCUUCAGUACUCACCUGGCAUUAACAGCCCCCUCUUGCUACUACUUUCUAAUUUUCCCCAGCUCUCCUGCCUCACCAACAUGGUAAGUAGUUAGAGAGACGCAAUUUUUUUGAACCUUUGCGACUCUUCCAGUGAUGUUGGGCCAUAGGCAUGGUUUUGGGUAUUUGCCCAGAGAUGACAAAUCAUUGCAAUAAUCAGUACCUUGGGAGCUGAUGAACAUGGAGAGAAAAGAGGGCUAAGUUGGGAAAGGGAUACUGCCUGCUUUAAGGGAAAUUGGAGGCAUAGGCCCCGAGAAGAACGAAUGGGGCGUUGUUCCACUCACCAUCAUGUCUUUGUAAUGCUUGUAUAGUUGGUGUUAAUGCUCACGGCUUUUUUAAAUCUGGAGGUUCUGGUAACCUGUGGUGUAUUUUUUCUAUUUUUCCUGUGACUUUACUUUCUUUCCCCUUCCAUGUCUCUUCCCACUAUGCACAGAUUUACCUGCAAACUCCUUAGUGUGGUCUGUGGGGAAUGUACAAAGUUGAAACACAUCAAUAAACACUUUAACUUCCA